CCCUCUCCUCAGUCCUCACAAUGGAGAAGUCAACAAGACCUCACAUAUUGGUUUUACCCUUUCCAGCAGAAGGCCACAUCAAACCCAUGUUUAACCUAGCCAAACUUCUUUCCCACAGAGGCCACAGAAUCACCUUCGUGAACACACAUCACAACCACAAUCGCCUCCUCCAAUUCACGGACUUGCCAUCGUUCCACACCCAAUUCCCCCAUUUCCACUUUGCAUCCAUCACCGACGGCGUGCCCGUUGACCUUCCUCCGAACGAGUUUGAACUGUUGAUCUCUCCGAGCAGCAGGUCCCAGGUUGCCAAAGAGUUCCGAGAUCUGUUGUGGGGCUUUGUGGAGAAACCUCGUCGGUGGGACCCACCUUGUUGCAUCAUUGCCGAUGGGAUUAUGUCAACGGUUUCUAUGAACGUUGCUCAAGAGUUGGGGGUUCCCGUGAUUACUUUCCGAACCUACAGU
Messenger RNA from Cajanus cajan (pigeon pea), 461 nucleotides. The record is from RefSeq and is a predicted model, not a curated record. NCBI's taxonomy places the organism in Eukaryota, Viridiplantae, Streptophyta, Magnoliopsida, Fabales, Fabaceae.